GUCUUCAGUUCCGUGAAAAAUAUGUUGUGUACGUUUUCUCAAAAUUGAAAUUCAUAUUAUCAAGGAGUAAUAAUGGAUUUGUACGAUUCAAUUAUACAAGUUGCCGCUCCCAGAAAAAGAGAUCCCCUGAUCAUGGACACCAUAGUACCAGACGAUGUCAGCGGCAUCGAGGAGGCCGACGACAAGUACUGUCCCACCGAGAUCCAGGAGUUCUACAAGGGGGCCAACGUGUUCAUCACAGGCAGCACCGGGUUCUUGGGCAAGAUACUGCUGGAGAAGCUGCUGCGGUCCUGCCCGGAAGUGUCCACCCUGUACGUGCUGGUGAGGAACAAGAAGGGCAAGAAUUUGCACACGAGGGUCGAGGAGAUAUUCGACGACGCCAUAUUCGAUAGGCUGAGGCGGAAAAGCCCGAAAUUCAGGCAUAAGGUGGUGGGAGUGGCUGGGGACUGUUCGUUGCCAGAUUUGGGGCUGUCAGUGCAUGACAAGAAACUCCUACAGGAUGAGGUGAACAUAAUCUUCCAUGUUGCCGCCACUGUCCGCUUUGACGAAAAACUGAAGACUGCCAUCGCCAUCAACGUGAGAGCUACCCAGGACAUCCUCCAUCUGGCCAGCGGGAUGUCCAGACUCGAAGCCGUCAUACACGUGUCGACGGCCUUUGCCAAUUGCACGUCCAAGGUCAUAGAAGAGAAGAUUUACCCCACCACUAUAGAUUAUAGGAAGCUCAUCGCCAUGUCCGAAACUUUGACAGACAAAAUGUUGGACAACUUGCAACCGAUGUUGUUGGAUAAAUACCCAAACACUUAUGCUUAUACAAAACAGGUAGCUGAAGAUGUAGUGAGACAGUGUGGAGAAGGUCUACCCGUAGGAAUCAUAAGACCAUCAAUAGUGGUCUCCACCUACAGAGAGCCCAUCAAAGGCUGGAUCAACAACAUGUACGGUGCCACAGGGGUCGCAACUGGGGCCGGUAUCGGUCUCAUCCGCACCUUACAUUGCGAUCCGGACUCCAACGCCAACAUCAUACCCGUCGAUAUGUGCGUCAACUCCAUGAUUGCCGAGGCCUGGGACGUCAGCAACAGGUUCAGGGAGGCUAAAGAGGCGGACACGGCCUACGAGAUCCCCAUAUGUAACUUCGAAAGUAGUUGUGAUAACCCAAUAACUUGGAAAUAUUUCAUGUUCUCGUCCGUUCAAAAUGGAAUGAGAGCACCGUCUGCGAAGGCUAUAUGGUAUUUCAGUUUCCGACUCCAGAAAUCGUAUUUACUGUACUUCCUCACAACCCUUUUGAUACACACAAUUCCAGCCAUCAUUGUGGAUGGAGCGUUAUUAUGUAUUGGAAAGCAACCAAAGAUGAUGAAAGUUUACUCAAAAAUCCACAAAUUCUCCUCAGUUAUCUCGUAUUUCGCGACGCAGACGUGGAUAUUCAAGUCCGAUUAUGCCCAAAAGCUGUGCCAUAAAAUGUCUGACAUGGACAACGAGAUUUUCUUCAGCGAUCUCAAAAAACUUGAUUGGGAAGAGUUCUUCAACCAAUAUCUGUUUGGAGUCAGGACGUACUUGAUAAAAGACCCUACAGAUAACAUUGAAGAAGCCCUAGUUAGGUGGAGAAGGCUGUAUUGGGCACACAUAACAUUGAAAACUGUACUCGGAUUUUUGCUGUUGAGGUUGUGUUGGUAUAUACUAUCACUUGUUUUCGGAAGACGAUGCAAUAUUGAUAUGAUUGUCGAAGAUUUGCAGGUAUCCUUGGAAACAUUCUCUGUUAUGAAACCUUUGCUUCUCACCUCAAGACUAUUCGGUUUGUUCCCCAUUAGUUACAAGAGAUUUGGAGCCUACUAUAGAUUGAAAUGGUCCAAUAUUUAUGCCAUUUAUAGCUACCUAUUGUCUCUCACCUUAAUUAUUUGGACCUUGACCGGUAUGAUGAGAGAUAUGAAAGAAGUUGCAGAAAAUUCUCUUAGGAUGACCAAUACAAAAACAGAAUUCGUCACCUGUUGUGACAUUAGCAUAGUGAUACUCAUUGUGUGUUUUGGAAUAAUCACAUUGCCAUUCAAAAUUCGGAAAUUUUGGAAGUUGAUGAACUGCUUGAACCAGGCAGACAAGAUGAUUCCAAUCAAAUCUCCAAGGAAAUUCACAAUGGCGUCAAUCUACUUCUUGCUUAUCGUGAUUUCAACUUUUUCUAUUCUCUUCAGCUGUGACAUAGUUUCAUGGUUUCGUAAACUGAAUGAAGCAGGUCGAAAUCCCUUCACCUAUUUCAGAGAAUAUUUAGGUUUCUACUUUCUCUAUGCCAUAGUCAUCAUGAAAGGAGUAUUUUUCUGGCAUGUGGUUUUCUUGAUAAAAAUCAAGAUUUCUUUGCUGAAUAAUAAUUUAUUGGAUAUCAAACAUAGAGCGUCGACUAAUGCCCAUAUUAAUGCCAUGGAACUUGUUGGUCAGCGGAGUCUGGAUGUAAUUUCUACAACUACAACACUUCAAUUCUUGUCAUCGUCAGUAACUAAUGAAUUGAAGUUUGAAAGUUCCAAAACUUUGGUAAAAGAAUUUAUGGCAUUGACAAAAUAUCACGAGAAAAUUGUUGAAGCCGUUGAUAUCGUUAAUAAUUCAAUUGAAUAUGGAAUACACCACAAGAAAACAUUGAACAUAUUAUGUGAUCUGUUAACUUGUGAACUUGAUGAAGAACUGAAAAAAGUGGUUACACUAUUUUCGUUGCAGCAUAGCUAUUGUAAACUCAAAUUCUCUUCUUGUGGAUAUUUCAAAAUCAACAGGUCUCUAUUGACAUCGGUAAAUUAA
Messenger RNA from Phaedon cochleariae (mustard beetle), 2769 nucleotides. The record is from the annotation of a GenBank genome assembly. NCBI's taxonomy places the organism in Eukaryota, Metazoa, Arthropoda, Insecta, Coleoptera, Chrysomelidae.